AUGGCCGACUACGAUCGAAGGCAGCAAGGCGGCCAUAAUCGCAAGAGGAGAUACAGAGAUGACGAUGAUCAUUACGACCGCCGCCAGCAACGGAGGCGAAUAGACUCAGUGCCCGUGCCCGUGCGUCUUCGACGACAGCUCCUCAGCCUUGCCGACUCCCCCUUGCGCCGAUGGUCCGAGGAAGUGCAGUCCAUUGCUCGCAUGGUGGCCGACAACUAUGACGAUGAGAACCUACGCAAUACGUUUGUCAGCCUGGCCAUGCAGCUGGUUGUCGAGCAGCCUUUGAAGACGCCGUUUGUGGCGGCUGUUGUGCUCGUGGCAAACACCAUCAAGCCCGAGAUUGUGGACGCCGUCCUCACCCCCGUCGCCCAAGAAACUGAGAGCAAGAUCGCCAAGGGGGAGUGGAGAGACGUGAAGCUGUACCUUAAGUUUCUGGCGUGCCUGCAAGCGUGUUUGGAGGGCGAUGGAGUCUUUCCUCUGCUUGAAGAGCUUUUCAGCCGUGCUGCCGACUUGCAGACGGCAAGCUCCGAGGAUACCAUUGGCACGGAAAUCGUCAAGAUAAUCCUCCUUACGAUCCCCUAUAUCAUGGCUGCAGCCCCCGGCCAGUUCCAGCAAAAGGCAGCGGAUCUCAUGGAUAAGACCGACAUUAUCGCUUCCGAACCCCACGCGCUCCAGGCUUUGGUCGACCCCUACCACCCUGACCCCUCGAGCGAAAGCGCAACGGCGUCCCUGAGCCUGUGCAUGCUUUUGCAAAAGCAAUUGCAAGCCGAGGCCUCUAAAAACUGGGAGCUGACCUGCAUCCCAAGACCCUGGAACAUGCCUCUGGAGGAGAUUGAGGCUCAGGAAAAGCUUGCCAAUGCACCAAAGCAUGCUUUGCCCGCGAUUUCCAUACCAUCGACCGUCAUUACUGGUCCUCGACCGCUGUUUCCCGAGGUCUACUUUUCCGUUUAUGCUGACCAGGAAGUUGAAUCUGUCCCCUCGACGGAUAGCGUGGCGUCUUCUCUAAUAAGGGACGGUCUUACUGAUACCAUCAAUGGCCUCCAUUUCAACAGAAACGCCACAGCGAGAUAUCUCAUUGAUCUGGACUGCUAUUUUGCAGACGAUACCUUUGUUAAGCGCGCUACUCCCUUCGAUGAGUUACGCAACGCAGCUCCUGGAAAGUCUACGUGGAAGCCUGAAGAUGUCGCCGUCGACAUUGUCUUUGCACAGCUCUUCCAGUUACCCGCACCUGAGCACAAACUGGUUUAUUACCACUCUGUCUUGACGGAAGCCUGUAAAUUGGCCCCUGCCGCCAUUGCGCCUAGUUUGGGAAGAGCAAUUCGCUACCUCUACAAUAACUCGCCUCGAAUGGAUCUUCAGCUGAGCUUUAGAUUCCUCGACUGGUUCUCCCACCACCUGAGCAACUUUGGCUUCACGUGGAAGUGGGCGGAGUGGAGUGACGACUGCGGCCUUUCUGACCUUCAUCCUGCAAAAUGGUUCCUGAGAGGUGCGCUGGACAAAGAAGUGCGCCUGAGCUUCGCCCAGCGAAUCCAAAAGACUCUUCCUGAACCGUACCAGCCUUUGAUUGGCCCUGAGAAGGAAAAGGAUGUGCCUGAUUUCAAGUUCAACAACUCUGACACGCCAUUCUCGAGCGAAGGCCAAGAAAUUGGCGCCCUGCUUAAGCGAAAAGCCCCUGAUGAAGAAUUCCAGCCCAUCAUCGAUAAGAUUGAGGCUGAAGCUGGUGAAAGAGCACUUGACCCGGUCGUUGCUAGCACUGACGUCUUCAUGACGGCCAUCUGCUGGGUUGGAUCCAAGUCUCUGAGCCACGUCUUGGCUUGCAUUGACCGAAGCAAGGAGCGCCUUCUCAAGGCUGCCAACUCGUCUCCGGCGGCGCAAACCCAGGUUCUGGCAGCUGUCAUGGCCUACUGGCACGCACAUCCCGGCAUUGCCCUGUCGAUCGUUGAGAAGCUGCUCAAUUACUCAAUCCUGACGCCUGCGUCGGUUGUUCGUUGGGCGUUGACGGAUGGUUCUCCCGUCGAUGGCGCGAAUGCGGGCGAAGCUCUUGCGCAGCCUCACAUCUUCGAGCUUGUCUUGAAUACGGUGACCAAGGUUAGCUUUAGAGUUCGUCAGCUUCUCGCCUCUCCCGACGCGGACGAGGAAGGGCGCAAGAGCGAGAUCAAAGCCAUGCAGGAGCUUUUCGGUCUUCUUAAUGAUUUGUUGGUUAGUUGGGCUGGUGGCAACAAGGAUGAACUGAUGGAGAUGGGCGACGGCUCCAGUGAGCCCGAGGCCUUGAUCCGCAGAUGGGGUCAGCGUUGGCUCAGGGUGUUUAAGCGGCUGGGAGCUAUUGAAGAGGCCUUUGUCAUUGAGGCUUCGAAAGAGAAGCUGGAAUCGUCGAAUGGAGUCGAUGCCGUUUAG
Messenger RNA from Trichoderma breve, 2394 nucleotides. Its product is annotated as MIF4G like domain-containing protein. Gene Ontology annotation, cellular component: nuclear cap binding complex; nucleus. The transcript is spliced from 4 exons. Bases 1 to 2394 code for a protein of 797 amino acids. NCBI's taxonomy places the organism in Eukaryota, Fungi, Ascomycota, Sordariomycetes, Hypocreales, Hypocreaceae. Gene Ontology annotation, biological process: mRNA export from nucleus; nuclear-transcribed mRNA catabolic process, nonsense-mediated decay. The record is from RefSeq and is a predicted model, not a curated record. Gene Ontology annotation, molecular function: RNA cap binding; mRNA binding.